GAGUAGGAGGUCCGUUUCGACCUGCGUUCGGAGGAGGAGGAGCGCAGUACGGCAACGGCGGUGGUGGCAAUGGUUACGGUGGCCCACCAAACCCACAUGCAUUGAAGGCUGGAGGAUAUGGCCAAGGGGCAGGAGCUGCGCUUCCUUCAAGAACAGCUGGCCCUGGGGGGUACGGUCAGGGGGGCGGUGGACCUGGGGGGUACGGCCCAGGGGCAGGAGGUUACGGUCCAGGGGGAGCAAAGGUCGGUAAUGGUGCAGGCGCAGGCAGGCCCAAUGGAUACGGUCCAGCGAUCGGAGGGCCAGGCGCAUUUGUACCCAGGGCAAGGCCAAGUGUAUACGUUGCUGCGCCAAGUAGAGCGAAUGGAUAUGGUCCAGGCGGAAGCAAAGCUGGUGGUCCAGGAGCUGGGGGACCUGGGGGUUAUGGUCCAGGAGCUGGAGGACCUGGUGGCUAUGCACCAGCAGCAGGAGGGCCUGGUGGCUAUGCACCAGCAGCAGGAGGGCCUGGUGGCUAUGCACCAGCAGCAGGAGGGCCUGGUGGCUAUGCACCAGCAGCAGGAGGACCUGGUGGCUAUGCCCCAGCAGCAGGAGGACCUGGUGGCUAUGCACCAGCAGCAGGAGGACCUGGUGGUUUUGGCCCGGCCGCAAGUAAAGCUGGUGGUUAUGGUCCAGGAGCUGGGGGACCUGGUGGUUAUGCACCAGCAGCAGGAGGGCCUGGUGGCUAUGCACCAGCAGCAGGAGGGCCUGGUGGCUAUGCACCAGCAGCAGGAGGACCUGGAGGCUAUGCACCAGCAGCAGGAGGGCCUGGUGGCUAUGCACCAGCAGCAGGAGGAGCUGGUGGAUUUGGCCCAGCAGCAAGCAAAGCCGGUGGUUAUGGUCCAGGGGCUGGAGGACCUGGUGGCUAUGCACCGGCAGCAGGAGGACCUGGUGGCUAUGCACCGGCAGCAGGAGGACCUGGUGGCUAUGCACCGGCAGCAGGAGGACCUGGCGGUUAUGGUCCAGCAGCAGGAGGGGCUAAUGGAUAUGGCCCUGGGGCUAGUAAAGCGGCAGGAGGACCUGGCGGUUAUGCACCAGCAGCAGGAGGACCUGGACAGUCUGGUCCAGGGGCAGGAGGACCAGGCGGGAAUGGGGCUGGAGGUAAGCCUAACGGACAUGCCCCAGCAGCCGGUGGCCAACCUGGCUUUGCACCAAGGCCUAGCGCAUUUGGUCCAGGGUCAGGGGGACCUGGAUCUUAUCCAGGAGCAGGAGCUGGUGGAUAUGGACAAAAGGCAUCUGGCUAUGCCCCAAGGGCAGGGGGACCUGGUGGUUAUGCUCCAGCUGCGAGGAGGCCAAAUGGCUAUGCCCCAGCGGUAGGGAGGCAAAACGGAUAUGGACCGGCGGCAGGGAGACCUGGAUAUGGUCCAAGUUCAGGAGGAGCUGGAGGACCUGCCCCAGGUGACCAGAAACCAGC
This is a messenger RNA of Petromyzon marinus (sea lamprey), 1447 nucleotides long. RefSeq lists its product as uncharacterized. Lineage: Eukaryota; Metazoa; Chordata; Hyperoartia; Petromyzontiformes; Petromyzontidae. The record is from RefSeq and is a predicted model, not a curated record.